UUUUUUUUGAGGCAUAGAAGUAGUGAACAUUUUAUGACAGAUAAGAAUGACAUAUAAAUUGAUUUCAAGCAAACAAAUAUCAUGCCAACAACCAAAUGGAGUUUCAAAACUAAACGAUCCGUUUGUCGUCGACAAUGACAACUCGGCUCGAAAAUCAUUAUUACCGGUGCCAUCAUCUUCAUCGUCAUUAUCACUACAAUCAUCAUCACUGUCAUUGUCAUCAUCUCAUUCCAUACCAUUAAAUAGCUUAAAUCAAUUAAGAAUGCAUGAAGAAAGAGCUGUUCCCAAGAACGUGACCGCACAGGCCGGUCAUCCCGUGUAUCUGCACUGUAUUGUCGAACCCAUAGGCGAUAAAAUGGUCUCAUGGAUUCGUUUACGUGAUUUCCAUUUGCUAACAGUAGGUCUUCUCACUUAUAUAUCUGACGACCGCUUUGUUAUACGACACGGAACUCUACAAUCUAAUGACUGGGCCCUACAAAUCAAACAUGUCGUUCCCACCGAUGAAGGUCUAUAUGAAUGUCAAAUCAACUCAGAUCCCCCACGAAGUCAGUAUUAUAAUUUACAAGUUGUCGUACCGGUGGCUGAGAUGAUUGGUCAGCCCGAUGUGUUUGUACGUACCGGUGCCACAAUAAACUUGACGUGUGUUAUAUCACGUUCACCUGAAACGCCAGCUUAUGUUUUCUGGUAUCACAACCAACGUAUGAUAAAUUAUGAUUCAGUAGGAAGGGGUGACAUAACCAUCCAAAAAGACUCGUCCAAAAGUGAUUCAGUUGUCUCACGUCUUGUCAUACGAUCGGCCAAAUUGCACGAUAGCGGCAAUUAUACGUGUGCUGCCAGUAAUGCUCAGCCAACUUCACUAUAUGUUCACGUUUUACAGGGAGAGAAGCGAUUAUCGAGUAGAAUACAGAACGACCAGCCAUUCAUCGACCAGACCUCUAGUGAUGCCAGUGCUGGCAGAACCAGAAGCCAACCAAACACUCAACUCAGACCAACCAUUAUUGCUAUCACAAUGUUUAGCCUAUUGAUGGCUGCAUUCAAUACAAUGCAAUCACUGCCGUAUACAACAGCAACUAAUUUAGUGAGACAUACAUGAAAAGUGGUCACAACUAGCAUGUGAUGUGAUGUCUAACCAACAGUUAAUCUCAACAUCGAAAUCAUUAUAUCUCACAAACUCUAUCCUCUCUAUC
Messenger RNA from Oppia nitens, 1187 nucleotides. RefSeq names its product cell adhesion molecule 1-like. The transcript has 7 exons. Gene Ontology annotation, cellular component: neuron projection membrane. NCBI's taxonomy places the organism in Eukaryota, Metazoa, Arthropoda, Arachnida, Sarcoptiformes, Oppiidae. The record is from RefSeq and is a predicted model, not a curated record. Bases 47 to 1093 code for a protein of 348 amino acids. Gene Ontology annotation, biological process: synapse organization.